AAAAAUUAAAAACACAAAAAAAAAGCGAGUUCAUGGAAGGAAUCGUCUUCCCGCAAGAUGGAAACUUGAAGUGAUCUUUGGAUUUGAAUUGGCGUUAAAAUGAUGAACAGAAGCUCGAAAGCAGCCACUUUUAUACCUCAACCCAAUUGUUUCCGGCAACCGGCGGCUCUGUUUCAUUCCAGUCCUGUUCUUGAACGCAAAAGACGCAGUUUUUGGGAUUCUGUUUAUUUAUAUAUGGUUUGGCUUUGCGUAGAAGAUGCACGGAGAUCUCAUGGUUAUGCCCGGCGGUCAAGGAAGCUGAACGGAAAGCAUUCAGUAUUUAACAAUGUCGGCGCUUAUGUAGACUACUUAUUCAAGAACUCGGGGAAUGAUUUUGAUGAAGAUAAUCAAUCGUCAAGCAGAGGCAACUCAUGGUUUAGAAAGCAAUAUCCUGGAGGAUUCAGACAAAACGGGAAAGGCAAUCAGGGAGCUAGGCGUCCGAGUAGAAAAGAUUUCCAAUUUUGUGAGGAUGAGGUUGACAUCGAGACCAUCUUCCGAUCUGCAUUUGGUGGAAAUCGAUACUUCUAUUGGUCUUUUAUAAAUGAAGAGAACCCUCAAUGGAGGAGAUCAUCUAACUACUCUAAUUACUAUGCGAGGAACGGAAGAUACCGGUUUGAUGAUGAUUAUGAUUCCUCAUCGGACUCUGAUAAUAUGGGGCCAGAGUCGGCGUCAGAUAGGCUCGCCCUAGGGAUGAGUGCUUCUGGUCCUCUUAAGAUUGAAGACGUAAAAAAUGCAUAUCGGAUGUGUGCUUUGAAAUGGCAUCCAGAUCGUCACCAGGGUUCUUCGAAGGCUAUUGCAGAGGAAAAGUUCAAGCAUUGUAGUGCAGCAUAUCAGUCUUUGUGCGAUAAGCUGUCUCCUGCUUAAAGACCACCAAAAGUAUAUCUCUCUAAACUCGACCUCAAGUAACCUAUGUUGCAUGGAAACAAACUUUUUGCAAGUCUAAGUUUUGGUGUUUCAAAUCUGUUUCCGGAAACGCUUCUAAAACCAGGAAACUCUAUUUAUAACCGAUUCUUAUAAAAUGUUUCCGUGUUACAUAGCCAGUCACUUACGUUUUGUUGUAGAUUUAGCGCACUCUCAUUGAAGUUUAUUUAGUAUCCGAGAAGUUUCAAGACAUGAGAGGUGGAAUUAGCAACAGGUUUAGGAUUGGAAUAACCAACAGAAAAUGAUAGUAAUAGCAUGCCUUGAGGCUGAUUGUACUGAAUAAGAUUUCUAAUUUUGUGAAAUUCAAGAUAGAUUUAGAACA
Mercurialis annua (annual mercury) is the source of this 1282-nucleotide messenger RNA. RefSeq lists its product as uncharacterized. The record is from RefSeq and is a predicted model, not a curated record. NCBI's taxonomy places the organism in Eukaryota, Viridiplantae, Streptophyta, Magnoliopsida, Malpighiales, Euphorbiaceae. Bases 100 to 903 code for a protein of 267 amino acids. The transcript has 7 exons.